Molecule: messenger RNA, 2325 nt
Organism: Trichosurus vulpecula (common brushtail)
Lineage: Eukaryota; Metazoa; Chordata; Mammalia; Diprotodontia; Phalangeridae
Gene: ADIPOR1
Product: adiponectin receptor 1
Exons: 8
Coding region: 412-1539 (375 amino acids)
Biological process (GO): adiponectin-activated signaling pathway
Cellular component (GO): plasma membrane
Molecular function (GO): signaling receptor activity
Source: RefSeq, a predicted model, not a curated record
GGGCGGGGCGGGGAGGAGGGGCCGGCCGAAGGGGAGGCCGGGCGAGCAGCCCUCUCCAGAAGCCGCCGCGCCGUAGCUGCCGCCGCUGCCGCCGCCGCCGCCUCGCCUCGCCUCUCGGCUCCGCCGGGCGGAGGUGACGCGGUGCCCUCUCGCGCUCCUUCCGGGGCCGGCGCCUCCGCGUCCCCGGGGGGUGGAGGCUUCUCCGCCGCUGGGGCCGAGGCCGAGGCCGGCAUCACCGACCGCGCCGGGGAUGUAGCUCCGGGGAAGGUGGCCCCGUCAGAGCCCUCGGCCGCCGCCGCCGCCACCGGAGCUCGGCCCGGUUUACCAUCAAAGGGGGAUUUCUGCCCCCCAGGACUAGGAAGCUUCAGCUUUCAACCAUACUGAAUCCAUUGGUUGUCAGGUGCCAACCAGAUGUCUUCCUGCAAAGGAUCUGUGGUGGGGCAGGGCAAUGGGGCACCAGCCAGUAACCGAGAAGCAGACACAAUGGAGCUCGCUGAGCUAGGACCCCUACUAAUAGAGAAGGGUAAACGAAUGACUCCCAGUUCCACCAAAGUUGAAGAAGAGCAGACAUGUCCAGUACCCCAAGAAGAAGAAGAGGAGGUGCGGGUACUGACAUUGCCCCUACAAGCCCACCAUGCCAUGGAGAAGAUGGAGGAGUUUGUAUAUAAGGUGUGGGAAGGACGCUGGCGGGUCAUCCCAUAUGAUGUGCUUCCUGACUGGCUGAAGGACAAUGACUACCUUCUGCAUGGUCACAGACCACCCAUGCCUUCCUUCCGUGCCUGUUUUAAGAGCAUCUUCCGUAUCCACACUGAGACUGGUAAUAUUUGGACCCAUCUGCUUGGUUUUGUGCUGUUUCUCUUUCUGGGAAUCCUGACCAUGCUCAGACCAAAUAUGUACUUCAUGGCCCCUCUACAGGAGAAAGUGGUCUUUGGGAUGUUUUUUCUGGGUGCUGUGCUCUGCCUCAGCUUCUCCUGGCUCUUUCACACUGUCUAUUGUCAUUCAGAAAAAGUCUCUCGGACAUUUUCCAAAUUGGACUAUUCAGGGAUUGCUCUACUGAUCAUGGGGAGCUUUGUCCCCUGGCUCUAUUACUCGUUCUACUGCUCUCCACAGCCACGGCUCAUCUACCUCUCCAUUGUCUGUGUCCUGGGCAUCUCUGCCAUCAUUGUAGCCCAGUGGGACCGUUUUGCCACACCCAAACACCGGCAAACCAGAGCAGGAGUGUUCCUAGGACUUGGUUUGAGUGGGGUUGUGCCCACCAUGCACUUCACUAUUGCAGAAGGCUUUGUCAAGGCCACAACAGUGGGCCAGAUGGGUUGGUUCUUCCUCAUGGCUGUGAUGUAUAUCACUGGAGCUGGGCUAUAUGCUGCCCGAAUCCCUGAGCGCUUCUUUCCUGGCAAAUUUGAUAUAUGGUUCCAGUCACAUCAAAUUUUCCAUGUCCUGGUGGUGGCGGCAGCCUUUGUCCACUUUUAUGGUGUCUCCAACCUUCAGGAAUUCCGUUAUGGCCUUGAAGGCGGCUGCACUGAUGACUCCCUUCUCUGAGUCCAUCUGCUACAGAGAUAAAGGAGGAGCUUCCCAAGUGCUUUUUAAAAACUGUUUCUUUGCUAAAGCGAAAGGAAGACUUGAGUUGUCUGUUUCUGGAAGAAACCUCUUAGUAAAUUCCAUACCAACUGAGCCUCAGCCCACUCUUACACCUGAUGGGCUGUCAAUUCUCAGUUUCUGCAUCUAGGACUGGAGGGGAUGGCCUGCCUAAGUCACUCCUCUCCCUCCUCAGAACAGCAACCAGUCGCCUCACACGGACAGUGUUUUGAAACUCAUGUUGAAAUUCCCUUCCACCCUCCUUUCUCCAGUCAUUUUGGAAAUAACUAAAGAACUGGAUCUCUUCAGAAAUUCUAUUUCUGGAAGAAAAUGUUUCCCCAUUCCUACUUUGUAACCUGGCUUAGAGCUGUCCACUCUUUUCAUAGCACACUUUUGAAAACAACCAUAACUUGGUCCCAACUUUCCAGGGCCUGGAUCUGCACGUACAGCAGUAGGAACAAAGCCACCCACUUUUACCAAGCCGGCUAAUCAUGAAAGUGUAUCCGGGCUUUAUCUAACUUGUUUUAAUUCCCCCACCACCUUAUCCCCCCUGCAGAGUAAUGUAAAAUUAAAGUGAAAGAAAAUAUUUAAUAUUUAAUACUAAGCUUUAAAAGGGAGCCCUGUUAUCAUUGCUGUGUAUCUCAGUGCAAAGAUUUUGAUCAUAUAAAGAGGACAUAUGGUAUUUUAGGAGGUUAGGGCCGUUAAAAUCUUAUUGCCUAGGGUUGUCUAAUAAAGAGGUCAUUCCAUGCC